GUAGGAGGAGAUUUCUAAAAGCUGCCUGAGGCCAGAGGUCAUUUGGAAGCUGGAAGAAUUUUCUGUCGGCGUUUUCAUCUACUUCGAAGAUGGAGGGUGCUGGAAACAAGGAGUUGAGCAGUACAAGAGAGCCAAGAGAAGUGGACUGCCUGACGUCUGGUCAACCGAGCACAUCCUUUGCAAAGCCCCCUGCAAAGAAAAAAAAAACAAACAAGACAGCAAAAGAGGAUAAUUGUAAAUCAAAGAAGAAAGCAGGAGAUGCUGAGACUCCAAAACCCACUCCUAGGAAAAUACCAGUUCCUCCUCUACCAGAUUAUCUGCCCCCAGUGAACCUGAUUCACCGAGACAUUUUGCGGGAAUGGUGCAAGAAGCAGAAGCUGAGCAGCAAAGGCCAGAAAUUAGAGACUUACAAACGACUCCUUGAAAGUUCUUUCCCCAAACAAAUGCCUGAAUUAGAGAACAUUCCUGACACACCAAAAGAGGCCAGGGUGAAGACACGUCAGAAAAAAAUGAAGACGGAAAAGGAGGAGGGACAAGAGUCUUGUCCUCAGGUGAUAGUUCCUCUGGAAAUGGUCCCUGUGCCCGAGGAACAGAUGCCUGCCCUUACUGAGCCUCCUGUCCUAUAUGAAGAAGUCAGCACGACCGUUGUGACCACAACUGCCUCUGAGGCAGUGUUGGCGUCUUGGUCCAGAAUUGCAGCCAAUGCUAACAAGAUCGAGGCUCUGCAGUCCAUUACAACACCUGAGACCUAUGGGGAAUUGUGGUGUGUGGUCCACGGGAGAAGCCUUCCAGCAGACUCAACAGGUUGGGUUCGGCUGCAGUUCCACGCUGGACAAGCCUGGGUACCUGAGAAGAAGGGGAAAGUGAUUGCCCUCUUCCUGCUGCCAGCCUGCACCUUUCCACCCCCACACCUGGAGGACAACAUGCUGUGCCCCACGUGUGUUCACAAGAACAGGGUCCUAAAUAAGAGCCUCCAAGGAUAAAGGGAAUCUCAGGUGUGGGCUGUCAUUACCUUCUUCUUGGAGUGAGUUACGGAACUGCAGCCAAGACUGAGACUGAUGGAAAUUCACAUCUGUGCCCUUGAAAAUGCCCGGAUCAGCCAGAAGCCAUGAGGCCUUGUUUGUUAUUUGUUGCUGUAGUACUAGCAGCUUGGAAAAAGAGCCAAUGAAGCCACCGAAUCGCAGCAGGUCCACCUCUUCGUUGUGAGGACUGCAUACUCUUAAGUGACUAUGUCUUUUACUGUUGUGUGAAAAUAAGGUUUGGCUGGGGUGGGAAUUGGCAUCUCUAGAUAUAGUACUUGCUUGUACCACCACCGCCACAAAGGGGUCAUAGGCAGUUCUGUGGUCCCCUAUAAACAUUUAGCUUAUGAUUGUAGCGUCUGCAUGCCCCCUUUCCUGGGUUGUAGUAUGUUAGUGUGUAG
Arvicola amphibius (Eurasian water vole) is the source of this 1420-nucleotide messenger RNA. Its product is annotated as developmental pluripotency-associated protein 4. NCBI's taxonomy places the organism in Eukaryota, Metazoa, Chordata, Mammalia, Rodentia, Cricetidae. Gene Ontology annotation, biological process: system development. Gene Ontology annotation, cellular component: nucleus. Bases 90 to 983 code for a protein of 297 amino acids. Gene Ontology annotation, molecular function: chromatin binding. The transcript is spliced from 6 exons. The record is from RefSeq and is a predicted model, not a curated record.